AUGAUAUUCGAAGCAAUUUCCGCAGGGCCUAAUUUUGACUCCCGCGCGGCUCUCCAAAUUUCACGUCGACCCUUUCAACACGAGAGUUUCACGUAUACCACCACCGCGUGUGUUUCUAAACAGAAAAGAUCUAAAAGAUGGCAGAAGAAAGUCAUCCAAGUCACCUCUCACCCAGCGAAUUGGGAACCAAAGACUAAAAGAAAGAAAGAAAGAAACAAAGAAAAGAAACUCACAACCAAAACACCUCCCGAGGAACAAACUAACAACCAAAAAAGCUGGGAAACCUUCUACGCCCGAACCCUCACCCACAUCUCCACAAAACACGCCGCGAACAACCCCCAUGAAGAAACCACGAACGCCGAUUCAGAUUCAGACGCCGAAUCCGUCGAUGACGACGACGACCCCGGCACAUCAUGGUUCUCCGAACACAACGCCCCGGAUAAAGUCCUCCAAUUCCUAACCGCAGAGGACUUCCCUCUCGCGCCGUGCAACACUGUCCCCGCCGGGAUAAACCACCCCAGUAUCUUGGACUUGGGGACUGGGAACGGGAGUAUGUUGGCUUUGUUGCGCAAGCGGGGCGGGUUCCGGGGUGUGAUGGUUGGGGUUGAUUAUUCGGCGAGGAGUGUGGAGUUGGCGAGGGAGUUGCAGAGGUUGAAGAUUCAUUCGGCUUAUUUGACGGAUGAGGAGGAUGAGGAGUGUGCUGGGGAUGGGAAUGGGAAUGGUGUUGGUGAGGGUGAGGGAGAGAUUCGGUUUGAGGAGUGGGAUAUUUUGCAUUCUGCGGAGGAGGUUGGCGAGCAGGGGAAGUUGGAUUGGUUUCCGUAUGGGGAAGGGGGGUUUGAUAUUGUGCUUGAUAAGGGGACGUUUGAUGCCGUUUCGCUUUCGGAGGAGGUUGUUGAGGGGGAUGCCGAUGCUUCGGUGGCUGGGAAGAAGGUGCAGAGGCGGGUUUGUGAGAUGUAUCCUGGGGUUGCGAGGCGGUUGGUGAAGAAGGGUGGGUUUUUGGUGGUUACGAGUUGUAAUUGGACUGAGGAGGAGUUGGUGAUGUGGUUUACCAGGGAGAAGGGGGAGGGUGAUCGGUUGGAGGUUUGGGGACGUGUUGAGUAUCCCCGGUUUAGGUUUGGGGGGAAGGAGGGUCAAGGGAUAGAUGGGUUUUUUUUAUUUCUUUUUCAUCUUCUAUCAUGCUGUACAGUCGUCACGUUUCAUCAGUCAUGA
Molecule: messenger RNA, 1209 nt
Organism: Aspergillus oryzae RIB40
Lineage: Eukaryota; Fungi; Ascomycota; Eurotiomycetes; Eurotiales; Aspergillaceae
Product: putative S-adenosylmethionine-dependent methyltransferase
Exons: 4
Coding region: 1-1209 (402 amino acids)
Biological process (GO): peptidyl-lysine dimethylation; peptidyl-lysine monomethylation
Cellular component (GO): cytoplasm
Molecular function (GO): protein-lysine N-methyltransferase activity
Source: RefSeq, a predicted model, not a curated record